This is a messenger RNA of Colletotrichum destructivum, 2679 nucleotides long. RefSeq names its product Putative cobalamin-independent methionine synthase MetE/archaeal, UROD/MetE-like superfamily. The transcript is spliced from 3 exons. Lineage: Eukaryota; Fungi; Ascomycota; Sordariomycetes; Glomerellales; Glomerellaceae. The record is from RefSeq and is a predicted model, not a curated record. Gene Ontology annotation, molecular function: zinc ion binding; 5-methyltetrahydropteroyltriglutamate-homocysteine S-methyltransferase activity. Bases 134 to 2446 code for a protein of 770 amino acids.
CUCCUCCUCCUCAACCGCCCUGUCUACCAAAUUCUUUUCUUCUUACCUUGCAACUUGUCGGCGGGGUAACUUGACACAUCACACAUUUCAGUCGCCUUUGAAUUCUUUGCACAGACAAGCAACAGCAUUCAAGAUGGUUCAGUCUUCGGUUCUUGGUUUCCCCCGUAUGGGUGUGAACCGUGACCUCAAGAAGGCCAACGAGGCCUACUGGGGCGGCAAGCUCUCCCGCGAGGACCUCCUCGCUGAGGGCAAGAGACUCCGUCUUGCCCACUGGAAGAUCCAGAAGGAUGCCGGUGUCGACAUCAUCCCCUCCAACGACUUUGCCUACUACGACCAGGUCCUCGACCACAUCCAGCUCUUCAACGCCGUUCCUCCCCGUUAUGCCGAGACCAAGCUCGAGCCCAUUGACGAGUACUUCGCCAUGGGCCGUGGUCACCAGAAGGACGGCAUCGACGUCCCCUCUCUGGAAAUGGUCAAGUGGUUCGACUCCAACUACCACUACGUCAAGCCUACCUUCCAGGAUGGCCAGACCUUCAAGCUCGCCUCCGACCCCAAGCCCGUUCGUGAGUUCAACGAGGCCAAGGCUGCCGGCAUCGUCACCCGCCCCGUCCUUCUGGGACCCGUUUCUUUCCUCCACCUCGGCAAGCCCGACCGUGGCCAGUCCGUUGACCCCAUCUCCCUCCUCGACAAGCUCGUCCCUGUCUACGUCGAGCUCCUGAAGCAGCUCAAGGCUGCUGGUGCCGAGACCGUCCAGAUCGAUGAGCCCAUCCUGGUCUUCGACCUCCCCCAGAAGUCCAAGGACGCCUUCAAGCCCGCCUACGAGAAGCUCGUUGGCGCCGGCCUCCCCAACCUGGUCCUGGCCACCUACUUCGGUGACAUCGUCCACAACUUCGAUGUCCUCCCCGCCCUCAGCAACGUCUACGGUCUCCACGUCGACCUUGUCCGCAACCCUGAGCAGCUCGGCCCCGUCCUCGAGAAGCUCGGCCCCAAGCAGGUCCUCUCUGCCGGUGUCGUCGACGGCCGCAACAUCUGGAAGACCAACUUCCAGCGUGCCAUUGACACCGUUAAGCAGGCCAUCGCCAAGGUUGGCGAGGAGCGUGUCAUCGUCGCCACCUCCAGCUCCCUCCUCCACACUCCCCACACCCUCACCUCAGAGAAGAAGCUGCCCGAGGAGGUCUACCGCUGGUUCUCCUUCGCCUCCGAGAAGGCUGUCGAGGUUGCCAUCAUUGCCAAGGCCAUCACCGAUGCUGCCUCCGUCAAGGCCCAGCUCGAGGAGAACGCCAAGGACGUCCAGUCCCGCGCCACCUCUGCCCGCACCAACGACCCCAACGUCAAGAAGCGCCAGUCCGAGGUCACCCCUGAGAUGCACAACCGCAAGUCUGAGUUCCCCAAGCGUAUCGAGGCUCAGAAGACCCACCUGAAGCUCCCCCUCUUCCCCACCACCACCAUCGGCUCCUUCCCCCAGACCAAGGAGAUCCGUAUCCAGCGCAACAAGUUCACCAAGGGCGAGAUCACGGCCCAGGAGUACGAGAAGUUCCUGGAGAAGGAGAUGGACGAGGUCAUCGCCAUCCAGAACGAGCUCGACCUGGACGUCCUCGUCCACGGUGAGCCCGAGCGUAACGACAUGGUCCAGUACUUUGGUGAGCGCAUGGACGGUUACGUCUUCACCACCCACGCCUGGGUUCAGUCUUACGGCUCGCGUUGCGUCCGUCCCCCCAUCGUCGUCGGUGACAUCUCUCGCCGCAACAACGAGCCCAUGACCGUCAAGGAGUCCAAGUACGCCGCUGCUCACUCCAAGCGCACCAUGAAGGGCAUGCUCACCGGCCCCAUCACCUGCUUGCGCUGGUCUUUCCCCCGUGACGAUGUCCACCAGUCCGUCCAGGCCCAGCAGCUCGCUCUGGCCCUCCGCGACGAGGUCGUCGAUCUCGAGGCCGCCGGCAUCUACUGCAUCCAGGUCGACGAGCCUGCUCUGCGUGAGGGUCUCCCUCUCCGCUCCGGCAAGGAGCGCGAGGCCUACCUCAAGUGGGCUGUCGACUCCUUCAAGCUGUCGACCGCCGGUGUCGAGGACUCGACCCAGAUCCACUCCCACUUCUGCUACUCCGAGUUCCAGGACUUCUUCCACGCCAUCGCCGCGCUGGAUGCCGAUGUCCUGUCCAUCGAGAACAGCAAGUCGGACGCCAAGCUCCUCCGUGUCUUCGAGGAGAAGGCCUACCCCCGCCACAUCGGCCCUGGUGUCUACGACAUCCACUCCCCCCGUGUGCCGUCCCUGGAGGAGAUCAAGACUCGCAUCGAGGAGAUGCUCAACAACGGUCUCCGCCCUGAGCAGUUGUGGAUCAACCCUGACUGCGGUCUCAAGACCCGCCAGUGGGCCGAGACCAAGGCUGCGCUGUCCAACAUGGUCAACGCCGCCAAGUUCUUCCGUGAGAAGUACGCCAACAAGGCCUAAUUGGACGGUACGCAUGCAUACGGGUGGGUUAUGAUUUAGGUGUUGGGUGGGAACGAUAGUCUAUUCAACAGACAUGACGUGGCAAUACCCGCGGGGAUAACCGGAAAAUUAGGGGAAGGUUUCGGGCACAUUCAACAUAGGCGUUCUUUUUUCAACAUCUCCUCGGCGUUUUGCAAGCGGGUUUGGGACUCAGGGAAAAGUAAGGCAUUCAACAGAUACCGCUUUCAGGGAAU